AUGUGUCCCGAUUCGCCCCAGCUGACAAAACCGGUUGGCGGAGUGGCGGUCCUACCCGUUGUCGGCAAAAAGGACAAGGAGAAGGAAGUUAAGGAAGUCUCGCCCGUCAAGGAGGAAGCCGUCAACGGAAACAAUGGCAACCAGGAAGCACUCAACUCAUCUACCGAAGAAGCGACGUCUCCUUCCGGAAAGCGAAAGGGCGGCUUCCUGUCCUUCCCGUCCGGGCGCAGCAAGGACAAGAAGACUCCGGUGGCCGCCGCCACCACCAAUGGUGACGGUGGCGCCAAGAAGGACGCGUCGUCCCCAGUGAAGGAACAAACCCAGGCACAGGGCCAGAAAGAGGGCGGUAAACCCGGCUUCACCAAACCGUACGAGUACUCCGAGAGCGACCCCAACACUAGUCCCAACAAGAAGAACGUCAAAACGCGCGGCUUCCGGUACGACGAAGAUCCGUCGUCGGGCACGGGUGGCCAGAACAAGGAGGACGCCCAGCUGAGUCCGAACUCGCAGAGCCGACGCGCGACCGGGCUGGCCUUCAACUACGCUCCCGGAGAGGACGCGAACGUGCGCGAAUCGGUCGAGAAGCGCAAGGUUCCGGGAACGCCGGAAGCGGCGGUUAAGGCGAGCGAGAAGCUCUCGCCGACGAGUGCUGGUCGUGGGCUGGCCGGGGAGGGAGAUGCCGAGAAGGGGGUGAGGACAAGCGCGCGAUCGUACUCGCCGAACAAGGGCCGCGGGGUUGAUGGGGCGCUGUCCGGGGCUGGAUCGUUCCGUCCGUUGGACGAUGGUGCGGAUCCGAACAAGUCGUUCAUUGCGGGUGAACAGCAGGGUGGAAUUGUUCCGGUUGUCGCGGGGCCUCCGGAGCCGGUUAAGAAGAAGGUGAAGAUCAUGGUAAUUAUUUCUCGGUUCGAUCCUAAGACGAAGAAGGUUGAUACGGCGAACGGAGUUGUGGAGCACUCGACUGGGGUGUUGGACACAAAGAGUGGUCAGAUUGAGAGCAAGUACGGAGUUAUUGAUCCGAAGGCGGGAACCGUUGUGAACUUUAACCAGCGAACCGGCCAGAACGAGACCUUCCAGGGUCAGACGGAUCCGAAGACGGGACAAAUUCACAUCGUGACUGGAGUAGUUGAUCCGAACACGGGCAAGAUCGACGACAAUCUUGGACAGGCCAUUAUCGUUGUUCCGGAUGAUGAUUCGAUCGUGGAGAUCACCACGAUCACGAGCAAGGUUGACCCUGCUACCGGAAAGAUCGACACGACCAAUGGGGAAGUUGAGCGAACGCGUGGUAUUUUGAACAGCAAGACCGGUUUUAUUGCGACCAAGUAUGGUGAGAUCAACCCGAAGACAGGGGAGUUGAGAGCGGUAGAUCCCAAGACUGGCAAGAUCGUUGUUAGGACGAUCACGGUUGACAAGGAUAACGGACAGGUUACGAUCGUUGGAGUUACCGAUCCGAAGACCAACAAGGUUGACAAUGGCCAGGGCCACUUGAUCGCGAUUGGUAACCAGGUUGAUCCGGUUGUUGAGGUUACCUCGGUAUUGGGUAAGCUGGACAAGAAGGGUAUUGUUGACCCGAAGACGAUCACGUACGAUAAGAGCACUGGUCAGUUGGAUACUAAGGACGGUAAGAUCAACACCAAGUACGGUCAGUUUGAUUUGGUGAAGUCGACGCUGACUUCGGUUGACCCGAAGACGGGCAAAACUGAGACGAAGGAAGUGAAGAUCGACCCUGUGACGGGUCAGGUCGUGUUGAAGAAUCAGGUCAAUCCGAAGACCGGCAAGCCGGACAAGGAUUAUGGUAGGAUUGUUUCGAUUAGAAUUGUUCACAACCGUAUUGACCCAGCUAGUGGAAAGCAUGUUUCCAGCGUUGAAGAUAAGGACAUUAAGGUUGAUCCGAAGACCAACCAGAUUUGGGUUCCCGAGGGUAAGGAUAAGAGCACUGGCGAGACGAUCUACAGCUCGAGUCAGGUAGAUCCGAAGACCGGCUACGUUAUCACCAUUUACGGUUAUCUGAACCCCAAGACGAAUGAAAUCGAGAAGCAAACAAAGCUGGAUCCGAACUUGACCAAGGUUGAUCCUACAACCGGACAGAUCUACGCCGCUACUGGACAGGUUGACGAAGCUACUGGCGAGCCACUGUUUGCCGCCUCGCAAGUCAACGCUGAAACUGGGGAGAUCUACACCAAGAUCGGCAAGGUAGAUCCCAAAUCGGGCAAGCUGGUGAUCAUCAAGAUCUUCAUCCUAACCAAGAAAGACGAGCGAGGAAAACCCGAGGAGGUCGAUGUGAACGGAGUUGACUUUGACCCGAUCACAGGAAAGAUCAACAACAUCGCGACCAAGACGGUGUACGUUUACAAGAUGCGCGAUCCGAUCACCGGAGAAACCUAUGCGGUUGAUCCGAACGACCCCAGCAUCGCUGGAGCCCGAACGACUGUAACGCAAACGAUGACUCUCAGCGGAGAAAUUGACCCCGCCACCGGACGCAUCAAGUCCGAGUGGGGCCACAUCGACCCGAACACAGGGGACAUCGACCCGGCCACCGCCAUCCGCGAUCCCGUCACCGGCAAGCUGAUCCUCAACUACGCCGACAUCGAACCGAGCCACUUUGGCAAGAACGUCACCGUCACCAAGGAAACGGUCCCCAUCACGCGGGAACAGUUCUACGAAGGCAUCAAACAUCUCGGCGGCAAGAAGGCCGUCCGGCGGGACUCGGAAAGCUCCGACGAUGACAUGGCCGAGUACGGCAGCGAAAGUAUCAAGGAGAUGAGCUCGGGAACGCCCCGGAAUGCAGCGGCAGCGGCCGCAGCGGGUGGCAAGUACGGCGGAACGCCAACCGUGGUGAAAACGACAACGAAACAGGUUAUCACGAAGAACGAAGACGGCGUCACGCACAACGUCGAGGAAGAGGUGCAGAAUCUGGGCACGGGACAGAUCGUGUACUCCACGCAGGAGCACAAGGCGGACGCCCCGAGCGAUAGUCACGGUAAAUUCCUUACGGCGACGGCGGUGACCACGCGGACGGCCACAACGCACGAAGAUCUGGGCACGAACGCCAAGACGCAACAGCUGGAGGAGAAGACGGUCGCGACCACGACGACGCAGCACGGCGAACGCCAGGAACAGCGGGUCAUUACGCAGGAGGUCAAAACGACCGCGACCGUCACCAGUGGAGAUCAGUAUGCUCGCCGCGAAAGCAUUUCAUCGACGAGUUCCGGCGAUUCCGGAACGCCCAUCGAUGGACCGUACGGCGAGGAGGACGACUCGACGGUCAUCUACAACAAGAGCUACACGGGUGUGGACGACGUUGCGGGCGCCUCAAAGAUCCCAACCGGACCGAACGUGGAACACCACCGAGUUCUGCUGGACGACAGCCAGAGUGGCGUCACGGCCGAAGGCGAAAUCGUGUCCUCCCAGACGGUCUCCAGCAAGACGCGAACGGUGGAAACCAUUACCUACAAAACGGAACGCGACGGCGUGGUGGAAACGCGGGUUGAACAGAAGAUCACCAUCCAAUCGGACGGCGAUCCCAUCGACCACGACAAGGCCCUGGCCGAGGCCAUUCAGGCCUCGAGACGGUUCCGCACGGAUCCGGAGGAGCGAAUGCGCCAGCUUAGCAAUGCCAUGUUCGAGCGGAAGUAUAACUUUCCCAAGUUUUGAGAGCAGGUGGCGUGGUUUUGAGGAAGCAACCGCCAUGAAUCCCGACAUGACCGUGGAGAAGAUCGAAAUCCAGCAGCAAACACAGUAAGGCGUCUCUUCUCUCCCUCUCUCUCGCAUUGAGGCGAGGAAGUGACAGCAAGCGAGCAUGCUUCUCUCACGCUGCGUGUUUAUCUGUGUACGUAUGUGUGUGUGCGCGCGCGCUUAUAUCAGCUGAAAAUGAGCAAACAUGAUGGUUUCCACUCACAACAAUAGAAUGGGAGAAAUAUCACAAGCGCAGUGCAAAAUCGUCAUCAUCACAGUAUCUUUUAGGUUGCGAAUUAUGUUUUUUUUUUGUUCUCUUUGUAAGAAUUGGUAAGAGUUGAACAGUUGGACGCAAAAUUCAGUCACAUUACCGUUUAAGAUGUAUGAGGACAGUUGAUAGUUUAAGCAUUUUCUAAUUUUAUUACAAAAUAUAACAAGAUAACAGAAAAAACAACAAACAUACAAACAAAGGGACAAAUAUUGAGAGCAACACUGAUGAAAAGGAUAACAAUCAAAUCGCUUUAGGUCUGAAUGUGUUGUUUGCUGUGCAUAAUGAUUAAAACGCAAGAAAAUUAAAAGUUGUUGAACAAUAUUUAACAAUAUUUACACGCAAAAGAAGGUAAGAUGCAGGAGAAGAGCUUUUAUUGAUUGAUGAGAUAAAGUAAAGAAAAAAACCUAUUUAAACGUGAGCGAAGUCGAAUAUUUGCUUUCAAUGUUUCAUGUUUGCGCAAGCCGAGAGCAGCCGGAAUCGUAUAUUAUAUUACACAAACAAAAAGUCUAUAAACUAUCUUUUCAUAAAGAAGGAAAACUAAAAAAUAUUGAACAAGAAAUUUACAGUAUCAAGGCGACGCUGAAAGAGAGAACCAAAUGAACUUUUUCGUGCUCCUAUCUGUAGACAAAACUUUGCAAAACUAUACUCUUAUACAACAAAAAUCGUAGAACUUUUUCCCUUUCUCGUACCUACUCGUAUAUUACAAUAAGCAGUUUUUCCUACUCGCAAAUUGCGCCCGAAACAUCAACAAAAAAAAAUAGCAAAAUUUUUAGCCGAACAUAUUUAAUCAACAUACAACCAUCGUGUUCAUUGAAUGGAUUUUCAGCAUCAAAUCAAACUUUACAACAAAAAAAAAAGACCGAAUCCACCAAAAAGGUACCAGAGAGAAAAGAGUCAAGUUUGCUACAGAAUCGUAAUGAGUGCACACUGAAAAAAAAGGAAAGCAAAGUCGUUGCCUUAUUUUUCGUCGAAAUUCUCUCUUUCUUCAACUCGUUUAAAAAAACACUCUAUCUUAGCUGUACUUUUUUCAUGAAAAAAAAAUCUUGCAAUAUGUUGAUUUAUCUGUAGUUUUGUCGUCUGUGUACUUCUAUUUAUUUCCUAAUUUUAAUUAACAUUCCGAUACGAAACAUAAAAAAGAAGAAUUUAUUCGUCCGUUUUUCAAACGGUGUAAAUCGUACUAAAUCUAACUUAUUUCACCCCCUCUCUUUACUUAUGCUUUUUUGGUGAUUCCUUCUUCUUCGUCCUAGAGAUAAAAGUAGUAAAACUGCAUAAUUUCAUUUACAAGAAAGAUUCGCUUCAAAACUUUUUGUACUUUUUGUGUGAAUGAAGCUUUUACAGCUAAAAAUGACACCGCGAAAUAAAUAAGUAAGGAAAUAUGUUUCCGAAUUUGUUUAAUUGUUUUUAUUGCCAAGUCCCCAUGUAGUUGUUCCGUCGCGUGUAAUUUUCAGUGCAACAAUUUAAACCGAUUUGUAGGCGUAGAUUUGUAAGCAAACCUCCCCCUCAUUAUUUUCUGUAAACCCCUAAUUAUUAUUUUUGUUUUAAGAGAGAUUUAUUUAUCGCAGCAUAAGAAGAAGAAAAAAUAUUCAAAAAACAACAAGUACUAGUUAUUUAGAAACGCCUUUUCAAGUGUGAAGCAGAAAACAAAUGCAAACGAACGUGGAAAAGCGAGCAAAAAACGCGCGCGCUUUCGCGAUUAAUCAAACAGCAAAAUUUAUAAGUGUACGCGACCGGCAGAUGAAAGCAGAAAUAAAAAAAUAAAGAGGAAAUAAAGUGAUUAAGUCUCUAGCUUAUGUGACAAAAAAUAA
Messenger RNA from Culex pipiens pallens (northern house mosquito), 5748 nucleotides. RefSeq names its product protein 4.1 homolog. Gene Ontology annotation, cellular component: plasma membrane. Lineage: Eukaryota; Metazoa; Arthropoda; Insecta; Diptera; Culicidae. The transcript has 10 exons. The record is from RefSeq and is a predicted model, not a curated record. Bases 1 to 3651 code for a protein of 1216 amino acids.